AUGAAAGAAGAUCUGUUGCUAUUCUUUAAACCUUAUGACCCUUCACACGAAAAGCUGUGGUACUUGCUCUUGCUAUUAUCUUUCAGAGUGAAACUACAUGUAGUUACUCAAAUGCCUUUUCUUUUGUUUUCUCAGUGGAGAUUUGCAUUUGUGUUACAUGGUCCUCCUGAAUACCUACAAGAUUCAGAUAUUGUUUUUGAUCGAUUUCAGAGAAGGGAUAUAUAUGGUGUUUGGGAGCAAUAUCUUGGAUUGGAACACGAUGACAGUGCUCCAAAAAAGUCCUAUGCAGUCAACCAGGUUUCAGAAGUCUACAAUGAUUAUUUCUCAAUUUUGCAGAACCGUCACACAUUUGAGAAGCCUGUGAAAAUCUACAACUAG
Molecule: messenger RNA, 378 nt
Organism: Glycine soja
Lineage: Eukaryota; Viridiplantae; Streptophyta; Magnoliopsida; Fabales; Fabaceae
Product: ubiquitin carboxyl-terminal hydrolase 12-like
Exons: 4
Coding region: 1-378 (125 amino acids)
Source: RefSeq, a predicted model, not a curated record